Molecule: messenger RNA, 160 nt
Organism: Funneliformis geosporum
Lineage: Eukaryota; Fungi; Glomeromycota; Glomeromycetes; Glomerales; Glomeraceae
Source: the annotation of a GenBank genome assembly
AUGGAACUUAAUAAUAUAAAUGUAGAAAAUCUUGGAUUUGAUCAUCCAAUAUAUUCAGGAAUCCUCAAUAUCAAAUCAGAACCUUUUAUAAACAUUUCUGAAUCAUUUUACAAAUUUAUCCAAAAUGAAGAAUCAAAGAUUAAUGAAGAUGAGGAUUUGC